Fomitopsis serialis is the source of this 789-nucleotide messenger RNA. RefSeq lists its product as uncharacterized. Lineage: Eukaryota; Fungi; Basidiomycota; Agaricomycetes; Polyporales; Fomitopsidaceae. The coding region runs from base 1 to 789 and encodes 262 amino acids. The record is from RefSeq and is a predicted model, not a curated record. The transcript is spliced from 4 exons. Gene Ontology annotation, molecular function: peroxidase activity.
AUGACAUCCUCAUUUGCAGCGGUAGCAGCACGACUAGGCGUCGGCCUCAUCUACGGCGUCGCGAAUAUCAUCCUCCCCCUUCGCCGACUCAUCUGGGACCUGGCAUCAACUCUGCACAACGCGUUCUCACCGCUCCUGCCUGAAGACCGCGUGGUGCCAGAAGGCCGGCCGGGCGAGGGCGGGCUCUGGCCACGGCUCAUCCCUCCGAAAGACACGGACAGUUGGAGCUGCUUCUCGAUGCUGAACGCCAUGGCGAACCAAGGAACCCUCCCUCGAAACUGGCGCAACAUCACUUCCCGCGAGCUCAACACCGAAUGCCGGGAGAUAUUCAACCUCUCGCCGACCUCCUGUUUCUUCGCCCCGCACCACGCUGCGAACGCGAUGAAUCGCAACUACUGGACGGACAGGAUCGACCUCAGCGCGCAUAACUGCGUCGAUUACGACGCGAGAGGACGCCUUCCACAACCCGACCAGUCGGAACCCGUGCCGCACCUCAUCAAGGAGCUCCUCGAGAGCGGGACAGACCCAGGUGGCGACAUCACCGCGAGCGACCUUCCGCUCAUGCUCGGCAAGCGGGGCGCGCAGUCCCGGCUCGACGAGUCUGCGGCGGGCGGGAAGGACCUGUACCCCUACCUCAUUGAGGAGCGCAUCCGGAACCCCGGCGGCCUCAUGAUGACGACGUUCCAGAACACGGUGCUCAAGGUCGAGCUGGGCAUCACGGAGGAGGUCGAGGACACCCUCCGGCUCGUGCGCAUGGGCAGCAGUCACGAAGACGCCAAACCGAAGUGA